Paramecium octaurelia is the source of this 907-nucleotide messenger RNA. NCBI's taxonomy places the organism in Eukaryota, Ciliophora, Oligohymenophorea, Peniculida, Parameciidae. The record is from the annotation of a GenBank genome assembly.
AUGCUAAUACUUCAAUUAGCUUUAUAAAUAUUUUCUGUAAACGCUGGUCAUUAAUUCGAGUCAGGAUACUUCACUCAAUUCAAUUAUGCAUAAAAUCUGUCUUUAAUUUUAUUUGCUUCUUCAAUGAAAUUUAGGUCAGAGGAAUUUUUUGUUCCAUUUGCAUAAGAAUUCUCCUCAAUACCAGAUGUUUACUUAAAUAUCGCUUUAUUGGAUAUGGCACUAUAAUUUCCUCAAGGAUAUUCACUAGAUAUAACAAGCAUCACCACACUUGGUAAAUUGAUAAACUUAUAUUUAGGUUUCACAAUGAAGACAGUUGGUGAGAGUCCUUGGUUAUAUUUUGGAAUCAAUUUAAAUUGGUUUGCUUUUAAUGAUGACAGCGUUUAAGUUAUAAACCAUUUAAAUAUCACUAAUCCAUUUUAGUAAUAUACUCAUUCAUAUAUUAAAAAUUUGAAGAUAAAUGUGGCCAUAGCUAAUUUUGUUAGUUAUUAUGCUGAAGGACCUUAAUUUAAUAAUUUAACGGUAUAAAAAUUAUAUUAUAUAGGGAUUAUCAUUAACAGAUCAAACUGUGACUAUAAGUCUCUACAGCAAUCUUAAAUAAUUUGGUGAUUAAAUAUUAUUGGCCUCAUCUGAUCUAGUUUUAGUAGGACCAACAAUCACAAGUACCUUACCUUAUGGUUCAAGUCAAACUGUGAAUUUUCCAUCAGGAUGGGAAACUACAAUGUGUCAUCCAAAUCUUCUUGGGCUUUUUCAUGAUGGAACUGAUUUUAACAUAAGGUUAUCUGGAAGAGUUUCAUAUACUACCUAAAUAGAUCUUGGAUUUUACCCAUGUAAUAAAUAAAUUAUUAUUUAAGGGCAUGACUCAAUAAUUUUAUCAAUCUAAUACAAUUAUUUUUGUAUAAAUNAAUGA